Molecule: messenger RNA, 28814 nt
Organism: Amoebophrya sp. A25
Lineage: Eukaryota; Dinophyceae; Syndiniales; Amoebophryaceae
Source: the annotation of a GenBank genome assembly
UCUUGAUUUUGAUCCUAACAAAAAUGGAACUCGAUCAUAGCCGUGAUUUUUGUGACUAUGUGGAUGUUGAGGUAUACACUUUCACGCAUUGUUCUUAAGCCAAGAUGAGCAGAAAAAUGAGAGGACGGUGAGGCAACAUUACCCUCUUCUCGGGAGUGUAGCUUUCUGUGGAGGCGGGCGACGCAUUCCGUCGUCUUGCGGUUAGGUUGUACAGACGACUGCAUCUGGCAGACCCUGAAAAGGUCCGCGACGUCGUGUUCAACAAUACUAGUACAACCUCUUCUUCAUCCAUUGGCAGAUCCUGGGUUGCUGCAAGAUCUGACAAUGGAUUCAGCCGUCGAGAUGAAAACGGAGUGCGGGACUGUCGUACAGCAGGGCCCACCUGCGAUGUUACAUAUGAUCACGGGUAACAGCGAAGCUACCAGCUCGAGCAAUACGCAAUGGGAUCUCUUCCGUCCUAGGCAAGGCGCAGGAGCAGUCGUUAUGUUUCUCAGUUUUUAUUUGGAACUAAAAAUAACUUUAGUCAUCAAGAAUAUCGUGGAUGCCGAAUGAGUUGCUUCUGUUUUAUUUUCUAUAAUUAAAGUAAGUGAUCAUAGUCGCUUUGUCAUCUGGCAGAACAACCGGAGACUUCUUUCUACUCGAUGACCCAAAUUCCCCUCUCUAACCAAUUAUACUCUUGCAAGCCCCUGGCGCGCAUAUUAACCGGCAAGAAAGGCCCAAUAAGGAAGAAAGGACGAGCAAGCGGGCGACCAGGCUCAGGCAGUGUUUGUCGCGCUUCACGGCGACGAGCAGUUGGGUCUGCUAUCUUGUGCCUCGGUGCUGUGCGCGCGCUGCAUCGCGAUAGCAAGGACCAGGAGCGCGCAAUAACUUCGACACAGGUUCCUGGGUCACCAGCAGUGCAAGGGCAUUUCGGCCCUGGAGCAGAAAUGACUCCAGAGACCACGCAAUCAGCCGCGCUUGGCGAGCAUGGUGAAGACCAUGGCAGCAAGAGCAACGCGGGUACAACUUAGUGUCUUGAAGCAUUUAACUUCUUCAUGUGGGUUGAAAAUCAUGGUAAAGAUAUUGAUGCUACACUGAGUAUAACUACAACUACCUUCCAUUUUCAAACCAUAUAAACCACGAAGACAACCAAAACUUUUCUUCUCAGAAACAAAGAAUAUCUGGUGCUCACAGGUAAACACAAAGACGUGGGUGUGGCUAGUCAAAUUAUCGCGGAUGCUGAGCACCAAGGUCGUGCAUCAGGAUCAGAAGUACCUCUCGACCAUGCUGACACGCGGGACGACCAUCGAACCGCCAAGCAUGAAGAAGUAGAGCUUGGUAGUGCCGGAAAGGACGAUGAAGGCGAAGUCAGCACAGGUGUGCUUUUCGAAAAUUAUGACUUUACGAACAUCCUUUUCCGAGAACAGAACAACUACAUUUUUAUUGAGACCUAACAUACAUUAUCUUCAAAUAAGUGGCCAAGUCCUUGCUCUUUCAUAUCCUAAGUAAUACCCCAGCCCCUUACUCCCCACAGGCGGCAAAAAAACCAAGAUUGGAAAAUAUGAAAUCGGGCAAAGGCCCCUACAUCAAAUUGCGGCGCCGUUAUUUGAGUCGGUGGCACUAGGUACUUAUGUCAAUUCUUCUGCUACAAAUCAACUGGUCUACAGACAGUGACAGUCUGUAAUGCUCGUGCGCAAAUUAUCUCUAAUAUGGUAGCUUCGAUGGUGGCACCAGUAGCGUGGGCACCUCCUUGCUCUUGUCUAUGAGAAGAUCGCUAUGUCAAUGAUUCAAUAUUCUUACUUUUUCUCUUUUGCUAUUGAAAAUCAGUGUAAAUCUUAUAAAUAUCAAUCUAAAUCUAAAUAUAGUGCUGAGUCGAUGGCAACAUGCUCACCCACGACCCAUUUUGGACACAAAAAAAACAGAUACGCAUGGCGAGUGGCAGGCGAGACACGAAAGUCACAACACAACAAUAGAGGACGCCGCUAGAUACCAGAGUGAGGAAUAUCUCCAGCAGGAAGAACCAAUUAGCUCAAGACAGGGAUCCCAAGAAAAACAUCGCGAAUCAGAUGAGCUUCGGCAAUCCGUCAAAGAGCGCCAAACCAGCGGAGGUAGCAACCCAUUACUUUGCACCAGUUGGCUUCCCUGUGGUCUCAGUUUUCCGCUGUCGUUCAAAAUCAAGUAGACUUUUUUAUCUCAAUUGUUUGUUGGGUGCUUACUACUUGUUUCUUAGUCUUACUGUGAAGUAAACUUUUCUUAUAGAGCGUGCGAUAUUAGGGUGGGGACCACGAGCACUUAUUUACCCACACAUUAUUAAUCAGGUGCGCUGCGACCUUCGAAGAGUGUUAUUUAUAGUAGUGAAGCCUCUGGUUCCGGAACGGGUCGUGGGCUUGAUUAUGCUGCAGACCUCGAUAUCACCGUCGAAAGUGAUUUGGACUUGAUUCUGCUGCACACUUCGGCAGCAAGUGGCUGGACAAUAGCUGGACAGCUUGGCUCCAUCUGGCGCAGAAUAGUGAGCUUUUUUUCUAGCGUGUCCGCCCCGCCAGAGGCUGACGAUCUUGGGUCGUCCGGAGAUGAUUUAUGAUGAGCUGAAGUUGUUGGAUUGUCAUGGUCAUGAUAGUGUAAAUCGAUAAUUGAUGAAUCACUGUUAUGCAAGGACAGCGUAGGCGUUCGUCAUAACUGACUGGGGUGAUAGCAAGUGCUGGCGUCGGUAUUUUCGUCUAUCGUUAUCUUGCUUCUGUAUCGAGGGGGCCGCGCAUUCUACACGCGGCGCACGUGAUGGCCACGCGUGCAUAUCGCUUUCGCUUUUGCACUAUCUCUUUCUCAUUUUGUCUUUCCCAGUUUCGACAUCGAUUCCGCGCUUAUCAAAAAUAAACAAACUCUCAAACUUUUCGAGGUCAAAAAGUGAGCAGAGAGACCCUCCAAGAAAAAAAAAAAAGCGUUCCGCGAAAAGAGAAAAAGGGCACCCAGAAAAAGGGACGACUGCCACACCUUCAACCGCGCGAGCUUCACUCUGCCGACGUCUCGGCCUAAGUUUCGCGCCACCUUCUUCAGGCACAAGAAAACGCAACACCGAGUGGAAGUCUACGACGGACAUGCGUCCGGUCCUUCCUCAGGCUCGCCCACCACCGUGGUGACUUUGUCCGCUAUGGAGCUGAUGCUAAGCUCGACUGCAAAGAUAGGGCCCUCUCCCCUGGUGUGUUGGCAGGGAAUCGCAAACUACUGAAGCACCCAGUAAGCGAAGGACUGCCAGAGAUUUGCAACGGCAUCAACUUGCGGCUAUCACAUCGCCACAAGCAUAGCGCUGCGACUCUAUCUGAUAGCCCCGACUAUGAGUGACCUCGAACGCAUCAGCGCUGACGUCGAUUCUCAACAUCUAGGCAAAAUCAGGACUGGCGGGGUUUGCAACCGUUUCCCUCACCGCAUCGACCUCGAGGCGCCUCCUACUAAAAAGAGAAGCGUCGAACUCGAACUACCGCACAACGUAGGCACCAACAGCAACGGCCCCGCGCCAAUCAUCCACUUUCCAGAGCAUCCCCAGGGACGAACUUAGCAACUGGCUACUACGGGACCGAAACAGGAGACGCAGCCUCUUCCCCUCUAGAUUUACCACGGUGCAACGCCUUCAAACGAACAGCGAGCGCUACGCUGCUUCUUUCAUCUUCUUAAACUUUAACGAGCUGCCUCAGCGCUUCCCUUCGCGGACAGCUACACAAUGGCCAGCGCCAUUGUCUGGGUUGGCACCAUCGUCGCGACGAAAGGCGACGGCGCAGAGUUCUCACGCCAUGGCUGUGCACUAGGUAGCCCCACCUAAGGCCGCCGGUUCUUAUUACUUCCGCGCGAAGACUUGUCCGGGGGGCUGCAAUUGCGUGAAGCGCAUCGCCUUGCGCCUCUCACUCUGAUCAAAUCCGUCACAAAAUAAAAGGAAUGGCAGAGAGCAAUGCUCUCGGCUGACUCCCAGCGGAAAUCUGUCAUCGGCGAUUUGUUAUGAAAAACCAAACCCAACUCCGCCGGAAUCUUCAAGAACAAAAUCAGCGACAGCUGCGCUAGUUCUUCUGUGAGUUUUCGUUGGGGCUUGUCUUAGUUCUUUCGACGAAGUCGGGAGGCUUCUGACCAAUAGCGAAGCCGUAGAGCUCGAGCGCCUAUGCCCGAACUGCGUGGUCACGGCCGACGCCAACAGCAAUUCUUGCGCCAGAGUUUGCAGAGGUGAGGCAGCUCACCGCAAGGCUUCGACGACAGGACUCCCGGGGGAUGAAGUGAGAGCAUCGCGAAAGGGAUGCUACUUGUUAUCGAUCAAGUUCCAGAUGAUUAAAACUCGUUCGCUAAUGCCAAACCUCCUGCCGCCUCGUCUAAGGUCUUUGCGUUUCUCGCUUCCUUCCUUCACACUUCGCCAGCCAUGCCCUUUCUCACCAUCCAGGCGGUCACUGGCAUGGCUGAGGCGCAGAAAAAUUGGCGGGGCAUUUCUUUAUCCGGCGAGUUCUCCGCAGCAAAGGCCAAGACUCUCGGCCACGUGUCGAACUGUCUCGAGCAAUUUACGAUCAGCGCCUUUUAUUCGAAACCGAUCCACCAACGGGGCAGCUUUCCGCUCCGUCUGAUCUUCGCCGCAGUUUUCCCGCACUAUGGCGCCGCUAUCGCUACUGUCUUGGCUUACACGCCGUGGGAGGAAAUCGCCGGUGUGUGUCGCCUACUUUCAGCACUCGCUCACGUCUACGGGGACAUGCCGGCGCUGACGCCGCAAGAGGUAACUUCUCGCCCCAGAUUCGAUAUCAACACAGCACCGCUUUCCACUUUCUCCGUGUCACUUAUGUGCUUGUAAGCCAAUAGCCCAACACUCUGCUAGGUUAUCACUGGAUUGGCUUAUACCGUCGCGCCUGGCAUGGAACAGAGUAGCCAGCUCAUUCAGUGGAACCUACGAAGCAAAUAUCUGCCGAGCAUCAUCCCCGCCGAAGAAUCAUGGCCCAAAGUUGGCGCGGAAGCAGUGCGCGCCUCCAUUCGCAGGGCGGACUGUCGAGCCAUGCUGAGUCGUGAAUCUGGCAGCGAAUUGGCUCUCGUUAUCCAUGGGCCUCAUCUCGCAGGCCUUCGCACCUUGGGGGCUGAUCGGUCUACUACCACCUCCCAACCGUCCAGCCAGCCGCGACCCGCUCAGAACAUCAGCCAGGGCGUCUAGUUCUCGCUUAGUAGCAGCGCAGCCUAAUACCACUCGAGGCGGCGUGGGGGAUUAGCUAUCUCUAAGCAUGUAGCAAGCUGUAGCAACAGUCGCCCAAAUGAUAGCAGGCAAGAGCAUCGCGCGCAAGUUCCUCCCUUCCAUUUCUGAUAAGAAUUCUCGGAACAGCGAUCGCCAAACUUGCCUCCCACCCAUAUCUAUCGGCUUACUUACGUUACCCACACGAAGUAACGCGGGAAGCCUUUUCUUUGCACUCAAAGACAAAGCACGCGCGCGAUCACAUCACGAGCCACACACUGAAGACGUACGAACCGACAUCCCCUUCGAACUUUCGCCGCGCGCAGUUUCCGCAUUUAUUCAAACUUCUCGAGGGCAAUCGUUUCACAUACUUCCAUAAUCUUAAAAGACCUCGCAUCUCCAUGAUCAAAAUACAACACCACCAACAAAACAGCACGGAAGGGCUUUUUUGUGUGUUAUGAUUUCGGAGGUUUGAAAAAAAUUCCAUAAAUUACGACGCCGCGCGCAUCAUUUCAACAGGCCCGCAGCCGUUUGGAGGAAGGUACUCCUUCCACCGCCGACAACUCUCCUGAUCUGUUCGGAGGCUACAGCGAUGAAGAGUGGGACAAUUGGCGGCCAGAUUGGAACGGUGAGAGCGAUAACAUUAUCAGCGACGUUAGUGCCUUUCUUUCUUCCAACAAUUUUAAGGAAAACGGUCGCGACUCGGUGGAUGGAGUUCAGUCUAUUCUUGGAGAAUCGCUUAAGUUCAAAGAAUUCAAAAUGCCGGAUCCAGCAGGCCCGGGUGGACCUCCUCCGCCUCCUCUCACGCAUUUCAAGCGCAUUGCUUGUGAAACUGCGCAGGUAUUUGCGGAGAAGUGCGCCAUCCAUCUGCAGCGCCGUCAAAUCUGGCGGAACCAGACGCAAAGAGGGCACUUGCGACGACUGCAAGAAAAUCAUGGGGGCAAUCCUCCACGAAAGGACAUGUCUCGCGCCGUCUCUCUCGAAACCCCGGGCAAGGCCAUCUGUCUCAUUUGCAACAAUGUCAAACAAGCAGAACGCGCGAAGGGUGUGGGGCGUGCCUUCUCGGCUUCGUGCGGGGAUGUCUCCAGGGGUCCUGCGAUUGUUUCGGAGUAUCCGCGGCUCGCUGAGUAUUCUGCUAAGAAUGACCAAGAAGAAGCCGACGGCUUUAAAGCGUUCACCGAUGCAAGACCAAAGCAAAGCCUAGAGGCUUUCGCCGAGCGUGCUUCCAGUCUCAAUGUAUUUCCAGGCCCAACUUUAUACGAGUUCGGCUUCCCUUGGCAAACCUGUCAACUCGCAAAAUUUCUUAUCCGCUUCGCAUUGGCUUGGGUCACAAUAUUUGCGCCGCAGUCUCUCCGCAGGAAGUCCGGACGUUAGACGCGAGCUACCGCCUUACUGGUGAUCAGUCGACCCAAAAAGCUGCCAACCAGUUGCAAACCAAGGGCACCAGUAAGCAUAUGGAAUGGGGUAGGCUCCUUCUCACGUCGCAGGGCGGCAGCCUACUUGUGUGCGGCAACCACUUGACCAGGCUCACCUCCACGCCCUCGGGUGAGCCGGUUAGUAUCCUAGCCGGCUACGCCCUCGGCUCUUCUUCGUCCAGUACCACCCUGACACGGCCGACCUCCUCUCGUCUUCUAAGAAGGGCAAGAGCAACAGGCAUCACCUGGAGCAGGACCCACCUAGCUUGUGUUGCCUCAUCCACUUCGCUCUCCGCAAUUGGGGCAAAGGCGUCAAACUUCGCAGCAGAAUCGACGAAACGCGACAGGGGUUUCAAGGUGUGGCGCACUUGCCUCAAGUCACUACGGCGUGCACGCGCAACAUGCAAAGCAGCAGGGGCGUUGUGAAGGUAGUUUUUUUAAAGCUCGAUCUUAUCACUUGGGCGCCAAUUCUUCUUAGCACCAUCGCGCAGCCUAUCGGCUGUCCCCCUUCUUAUUAUGGGCAGGAGUUCUCUCCUCAAUAGCAUCGCGACCAUUUUCGCAGGCUCUCAUGGGAGAGGCCUCGCAGCAAGAACUGGACGGGGCUCGUGUCGCUGCUGCAAAGCGUUCCAGUGCUCCCGCUGACAUCGAUCCAGUUUCUGGCGGACGUAGAACCUAUCAUCGCACUACUCCAAAAAAGUCUGGUCGUCCUUCGGUUGCUGGUGGUGGCGGGAGCCCCGCUGGCGCCCCAAAUCCCAAGGGAAGCAGCUACGGCGUACAGUCCAAAGAAAUCCGAGCGCAUUGCCAGCGUCUUGGAUGGUGCUGCUCAGCACAAUGCUGAAGCUGCCGCUGCAGCAUUUCCGACCUGUAUCGCCAUCGAUCCGAGAGAACCGCGCAACUUCUUCACUAACAACAUGCUGCGUCGCAACUGCUUCAACCUCGGCAAGGGCACCGCUGUCAUUCACCCGCUUGGCUUCGACUACACUACUUUACUGGGAACAGGCGGGCAACGCUUGCGCAGUGGAGUGCAAGAUCUACUACAACCACUUCAGCAAAGCUAUCGCUUUCCACUGGCGAUCGCAGUGAGUGCCCGCACAGGGAAGAUCCACGCGUAGGGAGGAGCAUGUCGCGAAGAAAGGGGGGAACAAUAACAAGGGCGGAAAAGGUGGAAAAGGAAAAGGCAAGGGGCCGCACAACUGCACCCAUGUCGAAGCUUGUAGGUUAAGAAUUUAAAAAAAGCAGCCCCGUGCCAUCGUUUCACUUAACUACCCGAAAGCGCAAUGCCUGCAUUAGAUAAAAGCAUCGACCUGCCUUCUAUAAAUAGUUCGGCUAUCCAUUCGUUUGCAGUAUUCAGCCGCACCUGGGGACUUCCCCGCGUUGUCUUGUGGUCCACCGAGGGAGGAGAACUCCCAUCCUUCACCAAUGCGCAUCGAAUCGCUGAAGAACGUAGCUUCGAACUCAAGAAAUCGCCUCUGUCUACUCGUGCAAAAUUUGCGACAAGCGCAGUUCUUGCUCUUGAAAGAGCUCCACGGCCGCGGACUUUUCGCGGUGAACCUUGUUUGCGGAGUGAUCUCGAGGGAGAGCGAGAGAGUUGAGAAGAAAGGUGAGCGAAAAAGAGGAAGACGGUCCGCAUGCCCUCAACUCUCUUCAUGCGUUAAGGACUGGGGAAAUUGGUAGUAGUUGUUAUCGGAUUUUAAAAAUGAGCUUCAUGAAGUUGCAGCGUGUGCUGCAUACGUCUGGCGUGUCUGAUCGAAUCAGGGCUGGCGGCCCCUUUAUGCAUGCCCGUGAUGUCGCUGAAGCUGCAAGGCGUGGCGGCUUGUCUUCCGAUCCGAGCAGGCGAAGAAGCUCGACAGUAGAGUCGUAGACACCACGGCACCGGGGCACCCUUUCGCCCCGGACAUUUCUAGGGCGGUAGACGAAGAGCUAUCUACAAACUUUGCUGCUGAUGAACCAGCAGCACCGACUACAGCGUCUCUUUCUUCUGCACAGGUUAGCUCUUCGCCUUCAUCUUCUUCCGUUGAACCUAUCGCCGCGCCUUCGAGUGAGCUCAAAAAUUUGGCUGCAGCGGUGGGCGCAGCGGCACCAGAGAGAUGCCACAACUUUCGAACAAGAGGCGGCUACUGUUAGCGAAACGACUGAGGGACCACUACUGCCACUUGAAGGGCCAUCUUCUCGCUCCUGAGUUUGUGUCGGUUAUCGAACGAAGCUCACAGCGAGAGUGACGACUUCAGCGACUCGGCGGCCAUUCUUGGUGAUUCUGGCUUCGCCAAUGAACUGCAAAACCCCAAGAGCGCCGCGGCUGACCUUGCCGAAACUCACCAGAAAGCUCCCACACCCAUCAGCCUCAGCGGCAACGGUGCAAGAAGGUGCUCAGAAUGCAAGGAAGAAGCUGCACGCUACGGGCAUCGGCUUAGAAAUCUCCAAACGAGACGAGCCUUGACUCGAACAGCUUCGCACUAGGGACGAGCUCAGAGAGGUUCCCAGCUACGUUCUCGGCUUGGAUCUCAAGGGCUGCUUCCCUCACUGGUUGCUGCACCCAGCACGCCGACGGCUUUUCGGCUUGGAUUUGCCUUCCAUUGGCGCUGAGGCCACUCGCAUUCUUCUACCUUUCGGAAUAGCCCCCGCGCCGGAUGCCUAUGAUAUGAAUGGCAAAGAGAUGGCUCGGGUGUGCCACACUGCUGGCGUGGGAUCUUAUAUGCUAGAUAACGUGGAUGGUGUUCGGUCUGCUCUACUUGAUGAGAAACGUCGCCCGAAGGAGGGAGCUGGCUUGGAUCUUCGUAGGCAAUUUUUCUAGUUGACUUCUCUCGGCUACAAAUUACACCACAAGACAAAGAGAGUAAACGCGUAACAGCCUCGCAGGCUUUCCCAUGGCUCGCGUUUGAGGCAGACACAGCGCCCAAGCAACUUGGUGCCGAGCCAUCACGCCGCCGGAAUUCAUUGCGUCGAAUUUGUCGCCGAACUUUUGCACAGUUGCGAGCUCUGUGGUCGGCGCAAGGUCAAAAGCUUGGCUUUGGCAAGAGGGCUCUUGCUCGUUUGUAGUAAAUCGUGGCCCACUUUCUUGCAUGCGGGGCGAUGUCAUGAGUACGGGAGCCCCGAGGCAGUGGCAGACUAGCAAACGCCUCAGCCUUUCGCUAUCACUUUCGGCAGGCUGUCUCAGCGAAGUACGCCGGUGGGGGAAAGCGCUGGCGUAUACACCUUCUGCGGCCAUUUUCUACAGUGGUAGCCAUUGCUUCACGUGGGGAGAAGGAGUCGCCGCCUUUGGUCCGCAAUUCCUCCGCUCUUUGGCGCGUGGUCUUCUAGUCACGGCGCACGGCGACGCCGCCACUUCCACAGGGUCGGACCGGCUUGGGCGGCUCUGUUGCGGGAUAGCACUUUCAGGGCACUAUCUCCGGCGAAUGGGUCUCGUCUUCUAUCAACGCGAAAGAAGCCACUAGUCUAUGUGCGCCGAUGCUCCUCCCCGUGGCUUAUCAAGCUGCGGGCUUCUCUAUUUCGGGGAAGCAGAGUCGUCAUGUACUACGCCGAGAACCCGGCAGCGGAGAGGGCACGCAACAAAGGGCCACACUCGUCGGCAGAAAUGUCGCCGGCUUCUUUCUUCGUCAGGUCUUUCGUGGUCGACAACUGUAUCGAACUUGUGGCAUCCAAAAUUUUUGGCGGCGAAAAUCCAAUCGCGGACUCUCUCCCUCAAGGUUCGACGACGUGGCGAACAAUAUGCGAGGGAGAUUCUUCUUUUCCCGGGCGUUGCUGGUUUCUUCGCGCUUGGAGCAGCAUCACCCUCAAACGCCUGGGCUUCAGCGCCAUUGUUUGCGAUGGGCUCUCGCGCUUCGUCUUCAUUCCUGGGGCUCAAAUGUCAGCGCUCCUCUCCGGUCCAUACAGGGCCCACCUUUUCAAAAUAUUCCACAUCUCCUUCGUAGCAAGUGCUGGCGGUUCCCUCUUACCUCUCUGGCCUGCCAGGCGUUGAAGUUUCUAGACAAAUUGGCCACCGAGACCAACGCGCCCGAAAAAUGUCGGCCGCGCUUCGCAGUGUUAGCGCCGCUGCUGAGUGGUCAGCUUCUACCGCUGUGCCCGACGCUGGGCGCUAUGUCUUCUCCUCCGUUCCUUUCCAGACUUGGAACUCCCCACGCAGCCCGCCAGACUUUGCUCUCUACUUCCACAGGUGGAGUUGCUGCGGCGCAGCGCCAGGCUUGGGGCAGCCACGAAUUUGGUCGAUCGCGUCCUCAUCGGUGGCGUUGCCGUCUCCGCUGGCGAUGUUAUCCAUCGCUCGCGCUUGUUGUUGUAUUCUUGUGCAGCCCAAAUAAGGGGUUGCGGCUUCUCCCUUUAGGGCUCACCCUUACGCCUCGAAAUACACGCUGACGCCUGGUGGCGUGAAACCUUUUGGGGGUUUUGAGCUAGUCGGGAGAGUUCUGCUCUUCCCGGGUCCGCCUAGGACUCGCCAAGACUGCCCAGGCAUCACUGACGCCCAUGCGUCUAGGCUUUCACUACACUUUGGAAGUUGCAUGGGUCGCAUUCUGCUCCACCUCGCUAGGCCGGGCCGCUCCAGCCACGGCCUCCGGCUCACUUGACACUGGCGCAGGUUUCUGUGGUGGGCGUAUUGUUGAUUAUGCUCAGAUGGAUGCUCGGUCGCUUUGUUUCAAAGUGCUGCUCUCUGGUCUGAGCAUUCGCGUCGCGUUUUAUCAGUCUCCAGCGGGUCGCUGACUGAAAUACAUGCUGCCUAUGUUGCCUCUGUGUGUCGCACUCGAGAAGCGCCGCGACUGUCUCGCGCGAGUGUUCCGCUGGUAGGCUAUUACGUUGCGCAGGCCUACCAGCAAAAUAGUCAUCGUCCCUCUCGUGACUGCGCCCUAGUUGUCGCCUUAGUCAUUGUUAUGCAAGGACAGCGCAGGCGUUCGCGUUCGUCAUAACUGACUGGGAUGAUAACAAGUGCUGGCGUCGGUAUCUUCGUCUAUCGUUAUCUUCUGGAUCGAGGGGGCCGCGCAUCCUACUGCGGCGCAUGUGAUGGCCACGCGUGUGUAUCGCUAUCGCUUUCCCUUUUUCCCUAUCGCUUUCUCGUUUUGUCUUCCUCAGUUUCGAUAUUGAUGGCGUUCUUAUCGUUAUUCCUUUCAAAAAUAAACUACAGCCCGCCCACCUCUUUCUUUCUUAUCGGUCUCUCAACACCUGGCCUCCUGCGGAGCACUCAGCUCCUUCGCCUCUGUCGCACUCGAGGAGCAUUCUGGCAGUCUCGUGUGAGUGUUCCGCUGGUUGGUAGGCUAGUACGUUGCACAGGCUUACCAGCAAAAUAGUUAUCGUCCCGCUCGUGGCUGCGCCUUAGUUGUCGCCUCAAAAAUCAAGGCUGUGCAGUACUUUCGUGAGACUGGCGGGGUGUUGGUGCUCUACUUGAUGGACGAAGAUAGGGGCCAUUUUGAACUUUUGAAGAGGUGGGGCCUCAGUUUCUAGCUUUAGAACGGACGUAGGAUGGACUCGGAUGGAUCGGAUGGACCCCCCUGGUUCUUCUGAUCUUGCUUGAAACGAUGGGAGGCCCACCUGGUCCAUCCCGUCCCGGAUCUGGCACCCCUCUAAAAAAUUACUCUACUAGUAUGUGCCCGCUUCUGGUGCCAUCCGUAGUCCACUGAAGGAAGCACUGGCUUUGAGCUUGAAUAUGGUUCCAUCCCCUUUUUCAUGUUUCGUGGAGUUUACGGCGUUGCGAAAUGUGCGAAGAAUGUAUGCUGCGCCAGGAAACCAGUCCUCUCUGCUGGAGGUGAGGAUGGAGCGGCUCGCGAAUGGUGCUGCUGCGCAGGCGGUGACCAACCAGAUCAACGAGAUUAGGAGGAAAAAGCGGUGCCAGUACAAUCUUGAGCAAAUAGGACAGCACUCUCUGGCAGGCAUCACACUUGUAGGAAAGACAGCGACUCACGCUGCUGUUGUCUGGUACUACUGCGAGUGUGGAGGCUCUACGGCCAAGAACUGGCAGUUCAUCACGCUGGCGGCUGCCGGCGAGAACGGGUCGCCAGCUCUUUCGUGCUGGAUUCAUGCCGUGGCAACUCCCCAAAAACAAAUAGGCGGCCAAAACGAUGGGAUAUUUCUGGUGCGGUCGGAGCCACUUCUGAACUAUCAACAAGCAAACAGCCCUGGACUGGGUACCGAUGGAGAAGCAAGCGCAGGCGUGCCUAUUAUUAUGGACAGCACAAAAAUGCGCAGAAGGUUCCUACCUUUUGCCUAGGGCCAUGGCCUCACUUCACAGACGAAGCUGGUUCAACGGGGGGGCCCCUUACUAACUUAGCCCUCACAUUUAUGCACUAAGCGAGCUGGCUGGGGAGGUGAUUGCACUAGCUGGCGAGCUAAUGGAUGCGAGAGAGGGGCGUGCCCCCUGGAAGGUUUCCGCGUGAUAGUCACCAAAAAAACCGACGUGGGGACCGACGGGGGAGAGGGUUGGGGGGAAUGUCCCCGCGAACCCUGCCGGCCUGUGGUCGUGUAAAAGCGCGGCCGCGAGUUGGCUCCUCCAGCGGCGCAUUGGCGCGCACCGGCGAAGGCAGACUACGGCCCGCGCCUCCGCGAGAGGGCUAAUGCUAUUACUUGCACCCACAGGGUGGAGCUCACAUGCGGAGCGGCAACGGGCGGGGCAGAUGCCGACGCGCGAAGCGGCCACCGGAGCGCGGGACAGCGUGCCCGCGCGUGGGCCGCUGGGCUGCGAACGUGCCGCCCGGCGGCGUGGUGGGCAGGCGCGCGGCUGCUUGCUGGGGGUGCAGGUGGACUCGCAGUGGUGUGCCUGGCUGCGUGCGCGGGUGCCGUCGGGGGGAGGUGCAAAGGCGCCUCCUCGCGGGUGGCGCGCGCGUUGGGGUUGGGGCAGCGGGCUCCUAGCUCAUGAGCGUAGCACCGCUCUUGGCUCAAGCGGCUGCCUUCUCUCUUUCCCAAAAGGUCCAGGGCUUUGCUGAGUGAUCGAAGUGGCGCCCCUGGCAAAAUAAUAGCUCAGCAGCGCCGCCGCCUGCGCUUUUUUGUUUUUAAAACGACUGAAGCGAAAUGCACUCGCUGGAAAACGUUGCUGGCCUCGUUGUCCACCCUGGCGAAAUUCCACUCGGCAGCGACGACACGGAUGAGAAGGGUAGAGUUUUGACGGGGCCAUGGCCAAGCUGCGGAAACAGCUGAGGGGCGCGGACGCUUACGGCGGGAAACCGUCACGGGCGCCCUGGUCCAGGACUGCAAGAUGGGCCGAACGCCGUAGGGCUGUCCACAUUAGUCCCACUGCGUAGCCUUCUCACUAUACGGGCGGUCUUGCUUCUUGCUCUUCCUUGACGCUGCACGCGGCACGCGCGGCCCCCGGAUCGAUCAGCGAUCCGGGGGCCGAUCGGUGGCUCGUGGAUUGGUCAGUGAUUCGCGGAUCGAUCCGCAGCCUGUGGAUUGCUCAGCGAUCUGUGGACAUCAAUGAUCUGCGGACUUAUCAGGGGUCCGCGGGGUGGUCAGUGAUCCGCUGACUGAUCAGUGAUCCGCGGACUGAUCAGUGGCCCGCGGGGUGAUCGGUGACCCGCUGACUGAGAUCGGGGAUCCGUGGGCCGCUCAGUGAUCCGCGGGCUGCUCAGUGGUCCGCGGACUGAUUAGUGGCCCGCGGACUGAUCAAAGACCCGCCCCCGCGGGCUGAUCAGUGAUCCGUGGGCGACUGAUCAAAGACGGACCCACGGAUCGGCCAGGGGUUCGCGGACUGGUCAGUGGCUUGUGGAUUAAUCAGUGACCCGUGGGCUGAUCAGGGACCCGCGCACGGAUCGACCAAGGACCCCUGGAACGAUCAAGGGCCCGCGGAUCAUGGAUCAAGGACCCGCGGAUCGAUCAAAGGCCCACGGAGCGGCCAAGGAUCCACGGACCGACAAAGGAUUCGCGGAUCGCUCAAGGAUCCACGGAUCGACAAAGGACCCGCGGACCGAUCGCGGGGCCGUGGAUCGGUCAAGGGCCUGCAGAUCGAUCAAAGACAGGCCCACGGAUCGCCCAAAGUUCCCCGGAUCGAUCAAAGUUCCCCGGAUCGAUCAAAGUUCCCCGGAUCGCUCAAAGAGCCACGGACCACGCGCCGGCCGCCGCGUGACACGUGAAGCACAUCGCGCGAACUGGCUGCGUGCUGCGUCACGCUUGAGGUUGAGCUUAGACGCCUCGCCCCCCUCCCGAAGCUCUCGGCGUCACGCGGUGGGCGUCACGCGUCGCGAACAGCUCCGCGGCGUUCUGUAAGUCCCACGGUCUGGGAAUGCACUGGCGCCCUCUUCCAAAUGGCGGGCGAACUCCCGGGGCUGGAGUUGCUGGGGCCUCAGAAGUGCACCAGGAGCCAGCAGGCAACUCCACCGCGGGGUGGUGUCUGUUCUUGUCAGGAUACCGCGCUGGAGUUUUCUCAGGGUUUGGAAAUAAGUUUUGGGAAUUCGCUCCAUCUUUUAUGGUGGUUUCUGACGGGCUCGCGCUGUCUUUCGGGGUGUGUGAUUGCUGAGCGGCUUGCCGUUCGUGAAAAGGCAGGGCGCCUCGUUCUAGUGUGUAACCCCUGGAGCGGCAGGUCGCGGGCGUUUGGGGUGGUGUUCUCGGUGUUUCGCCCUUGCGCAGUGGUUGGCCGAUCGUGUGGCGCCUGUGCAAGGGGAUGGGCGUAAACCCCUGGGAGACCCAUAGCAGCGGAGGCGCUUGUUUGGCUAUAGUAUCUGCGUGAAGGGUGUUGUGGGGUGUAAGGUAACUGCCCGCGCUGCGUGAGAGGAAAGCCGUCGAACAUGCGGGGCGUUCGACGUCUUGGCCGCUCUUGAUCAGUCCAAGAGGGGGCUUUGCCUUUGGCCCACGAGGUGCUUGCGGUAUUUGCUCGGCAUGGGUGUGGGUCGCUUAGUAUUUCUCUCACAGACAGUGUCUGCGAGCCAAAGGGGCAACAGGUCGGGCAGGGAUUGAGGACGCGGAGGGCAGUUAAGUAGGCGGCGGGCGUCACGGUGUGAGAUGAUAGGGGACGAACAAACGCCUACGCGCAGAAGAAUUGCCCACGCGUAUACGUGCGCAAGCAACUGCUCUGCAACACCUUGAAGGGCAGGGAGGCCGCCUUGAUCAUCCAGGGCGUGAAGGGAUAGAGGCGGCGUGGAUGUGGCGACAGUGCUGGAGAGUCAGCCUCCAAGUGGCAUGAGAUGGCUACAGGGAUACAAGGCGGCCACCUGUGCCGGAAAAACUGAAGGAAGGAGAGAGGGGGCGGCGAUGAUCUGGGGGGUGGAAAUUGGCCGGGAGAUGGAGGCCACCGACGCGGACACUGGCCAGGCCACUUGGCUUCAACUAGAUGGGGCGGCGGGCCUCAACAUCGUCGGGCACUAUGGGAGACAAGAAGGAGAAGGAGACGCCAACGCCUGGCGGGUGGAGCUAUUGGGAGCCAUGAAGGGGCGGGAAGGGUCUACGUUCUUGGUGAUGGGCGCCCAUAGUAGGGCGAGGCCAGUGACGGGCGUCGAGGUGCUCGAGCUGCCGCGAGCUGCUCGAGGGAGUUGCCGCAAUGAAGAGCCCCGCGCACUUCUGGAACGAGCUGCCACGAGGGAGCUGCCGGGGGAAGCUAGCUGCGUCGAAGUCAAAUGGUAGCGAAGCGGGCUGGAGCGGGUGCAAAAGUGCCCACCCGUCUCCGAAAGCGCGGCGCCUUGCCUCUUUGGGAGCUUCUUUGCAAAACAAAGAAAGCGGGGGCGGCGUUGCUCCUUUGCGUUUGAAUGGGGUCGAUAGUGGCGCGCCCCUCCCCACGCGCUCGCGAUGGCCGGGAGCAAGUGCUUGGGCCCCCUCCGCUUGUGGUUUGGUUCGUUGGGGAAUCGUGUCAAGCUGGGCUGGGGUUUUCGUUCUUCGGUUUUGCGGGGAGAGGGGUCCCGCCAAGGUGGGCGCCUAGCAAGCUGGCUCGCGACUGAAGGGCGCCUUUGCUUGGUUGUGAAAUUGAGAAACAUGCGGCGGGGGCUGUUUGGGUAGGUCGCGGCGUGUGUGGUUUUCCUUUGGUCGGCAGGUGGGCGGGCUGUUGUGGUACAUGCUACACCCCAGGGCCCCCGCGAGGGGCCCGCUGCGUGCCUACGGGCAUUUGCCUGGCUGCCCUUGGCUGGCUUCCACUGGCAAGCCCCUUGUUUUUCUGGCUUCAAGUUCCUGACUUUCUAGUACUGCAACGCCCCGCCAAGGCUGCGGCUGCGCCCGCAGGGCGCACAGGAAAAAAAUCCACUGAACAGAGACACGGCGUGCAGCGUCUUGCGUUCUAUUCUUGUUAAGGUUUCUCGAAGUCUCACGAAGCUGCGCCCGAAGGGCACCGCGCAAACAAUUAGGGUGGGCAGCUCGAGUAACUCGCGCAACGAGCCUGAGAGACUCGGCUUGAUCUGCGUCAGAAAAGGCCGCACUCUUUUAGGGGAAAGCUGUCAGGCGGACGGGCACCCGGCCACCAAUGGCGUUAAAAACUGGCUAAAAAAGUCGGCUUUUUGGGAUCGCGGGGCGCCUUCCCUGGGCCGUUGUGUGUCUGUUUCGUUUCUGGGGUUUUUCUGCCUUUCUCUUGUUGUUUUGUUGGUAUAUUUGCGAGCGACAAGGGGGGCGCUUUUGGUUCUGUAUGCUUUGGCUGAGUGGACCGGCUGGGGGGUGCAUGUCUUAGGAAUGUCGGCUGAAGGGGGUACAUCGCUGAAGCCGGUCAGGGAGACGAUAGGCCGUCGGCCUUCGGGUGUGAUGCUUCUGGCCUCUUGGGUGUUUUCGUGCUGCUUUUCAGUGGGUUGGGCUUGUUUGUGUUUGUCGUUUGUUGCUUGGUCGUCUUGGCCCGCCCCCUGUGGAGGAGGGGCCGGGGGCAUUUAGGGGAGUGCCUCUGCCACUGGGUGCCCACACUGAGCCACGGCCCCAGGGCUUGACGAUUGGCGCAACAGCUCGCGCGGAAGUGCGGGGCCUCGCACUCGAAGCGAUGGGGGGACCCGGUAGGGGUCGCGCCUGGGCUUGGGGGGGUGGGGUCCCGGUCGACGGUUAAGAAACGGCUUAAAAACGGUUAAAAUUUUCUGACCCUUUCCCGGGUUGGAAAAAAACGGUUAAAAACGGUUAAAAUUUUUGGUCUUUUUCUCGUGUGAUUUCGCCUAGAAGUCGGCCGCUGUUGCUUUUGGAGUCGGUUGAGAGCACUCCCGCCGAGUUUUGGAAGGGCGUGCCGCUGGCUUUUUUAACCGUUCCCAAAGGUGGCGCUUUUUUAGCCGUGGGCUUUAGAUAGCCGCCUUUUUAAGCCGUGGGCCUUAGCUGUUUUCUUAGCCGUCAGUCUUAGCUGGUUUUUUAACCGGUUCCCGCGGUGUUUGUCUUGGGGCGCCUGCCUUUGGGCCGCGCAGCCGUGGCGUAGACUGGAUCGCACCCGACGCACCCGCCGCAUUCCGCUGGCAGGCCUCGAAGCGUGGCGUGGUGCUCGUGCAAGCUCCGCGGGGUUGGCUGGGUGGUGCGCGUGUGGACGUUGAGGCCCCGCGUCGAGCAGUGCUUACCUGGGGUGGGGCUGUAACGUCCACGCCAGUCACGGUCGCGCGAUUCUGGAGCGGGCGCCGGGGUCACAGUUCGCUGGCCCCUCGAAGUGUGGCCUUAUUUAACGUCCGCGCCGGUGAGCCUCGCGGGCUGGUGUGGUGUCGGCUCUUUGUGUCGGGCCUUUUCCUGAACUGUCGGCCCCGGAGUGUGUGGGGCCGCUUGCUGGAGGCCGGCCCAGGUGCAUGCGCUAGACUCGCGAGCGCCUGCUAUUGCAUUGUGGUGGCACGGGUUCGCUCGGUGGGGUCUUCCGUGGGUCUUUUGUGUCGGGUCGAUUGUUGCCCCCCGGCUGCCAGAUCAGCUGGCGCGGGUGUGUUGUGGUGUCUGUCUGGCAGCAGGAACAGAAGACAGAGGAGAGGGGAAGCGGGAGGCCAAUACGAAAGAAAGAGAAGCAGAGGAAACGCGGAGGCAAGAAAAACAGGAAGACACGGAGGACACCGGCGGCCAGCCUCGGCAGAAAAGCGGCGGCAGAUAUGUCGAGCGAGCGCGCGGACCUGGACGCCCCGGGAGCCCAACAGGACGGAGCUGAAAAAGACCACGCAGGGGAACAGGACGGGCGAGAGGGCUGCAGGCGUGGGAUGGAUACAGAAGCGGCCCACCAAGAGAGACCGGCGGCAGGGGAAGCCCGGACGAUCCGCGAAGCCAGGAAGGCCGCGAACAAAAUGGAGGAAGCCCGCCAAGGGUGGGAAAUAAACAUGAAGGACGGAGAGAGGGCAAAGACACUCCACGUGCUGGCAGCUGAAGAGGUGGCCAGGAUAGAACGGCGGAAGGAGAUGAAAAAGGCGGCAGGCAACGCCUGGGAGCUCGGGGGCGUUGAGGCUGAAAGGGUCAAGGAGCUGGGAGGGGUAAUGGCUUGGGCCAGCCGCAUGCUUUCGAACGCCCGCAAAACCCUCCAGGUGCGUGGAGCUUUUGGAGAGGGGGACGGGAAAGCGAAGGGGGGCGCCUGCCUCUCUUGCAUGAUAGCGGACAGGAGACGCUGGGCGCCCAAAGAGCAGGAAGGCCAGACAAAAGGCAAGGGGGGGGGAGGAUGCUUGAAAAGACUGGAAAAGGCGUAAGGACGCGGCCCAAAAUGGGGAGCAGCCUCUUUCCGUUUGGGAAGAACUGGCAGAAAGGGCAAAGGCAAUCACCGGAGCAAGCAUAUCAAAGGACAGGGAAGGGCCAGGGGUGGAAGUUGUCAAAGAUGGGGGGAGGAAGGAAAUUGGGAACGAACUGGAGAAACGACGGCGAGAGCGAGCCAAAGCCAUGAGAGGAGGAAAGCAAGAAAGCAGGCACCGCGCUGGCGUACCUCUUGGAGAGAUGCCGCGGGAGUAAAACGCCGGCGGCCGCCUGGCAGGGCUGGCGGGAGGGGCUGGGGGUGGAAAAAUAGGGGGAAGAGAACAGCAGGCCCCAAGACAAGGAGGACCACACCAAGAGGAGAAAGAGACGGGCAACUGCAACGCGCGAAGGCAGAAGCCAAAGGAGGUCGCUGCGAGGUGCCGCAGCUUACGCAAAGCAAGGCAAAUAGCCACGCAGGGGGAUGAAAUGGGAGGGGGGGUGUGGUAUGCUUGGACAGUAAAGAGGUUAAGGCGGUGAGAUGGGGGGACGAGAGGACAAGAAACCUCGCGAGGGGAAACGCCAGAACUGAACAGGCCAGGCAGCUGCAUGAACUGAAAUGGCGAGACAGUAUGGGGGGACAGGCUGAGGUGAAAAGAAGGGGAGCGAAGGCAGCGGCGCCACCAGGAUGACAGACAGCGAAGGAAAGCACAAGGGACUGCCAGACAAGACAAGCAAGAGGCAGGGGGGCCCGUCAAACUCGUGGAAGACUGGGAACACUGUGAGCAGACUGGGGAAGUGAAACCACUGACCAAGACAGCCGGCGGGAGUGCCCCCCGGGGGUGAAGAAAUGCCGGGGGCCACAGUCGGGCGCCCGCCGCUGUGGUAUGUGCCAGGUGGUGCACGGCACAGGCCAGGCGCGCCAGGAGUGGCUAGAACAGGCCAAGAGGGUGGGGAAGAAUGAGGGAAGGCGGGAGGCAUACCACGGGGCCAAGUGAAUGCGCCGGGGCCCGGUGACAAAGGUGAAGGCGUGCCCAUAGAUACAAAGAGCGAGGGGGCUGGGCAGGUGGUGUGAAGGAUGUAAAAGAACAGAAGGGGGAGAGACCUGGGCUGCACCCACUGCAGGGAAGUAGAAGAGAAAAAGACGGAGGACCCUGGCGGGAAAGAGCAGGAGGAAAAGGCCAAGGCCCUGAGAAAAAGACAGAGACGAGAUGGCAUCCCGCCCCACCCGAUCGGUGGGCUUACAUCAACAACACCAACAAGAAAAAGACAGAGGGAAGAGGAGCGGGGGGACAGGGUAUGAAGAGAGGCCCAACGCAGAGCCCAAAGGCGAGGAGAUAGAAGCAGAGGAAAAGAGAAGGGAAGGCAAAAAGAGACCCGCGGGCAAACUGCUGGAGGGACUCGGGGAAGGGGAGGGGGCAAAGAUGAAGCCCCCAGGAGUGGAAGGGGCAAAAGGAGAAAAGAGGCUGGCGGGGGGACCGCUACAGGACCUCAGAGGGAGAGAGAAAGAGAAGAAGUAGCCAAGAGACCAAGAGGCGGAGAAGGGCAGAGGCAGAGCCCCCAAGAAAAAGGGCGCGCGAGGAGGGGGCAGGUGGGGCACACAGCAGCCCCACAGCAGUGAGAAGGAAGCAGCAACAAGAACAAAAAGGAAAGCCGAAACGGAAGAAGGAAGCCAGGACGGACGUGAAAAAUAGGAAGAGAAAGGGAGGAGGCCCGGCGAAGGGACCGCCGGACGAAAUGAGGCCAAGGAGACCACGAAGGGAACAGAACAGCAAAAGAGAAGACUGGAAAUUAUCAAGGGGCCGCCCCAGGCGAAGCCCCAGACCAGACGGAGGGGGAGGCAGUGCAGGAGGGCAGGAGCAAUCGGAGCGGGCUCCCCUCGCCUCCUUGGGGUCCCCCGCAGAGGUGGCGGACGUUGGUCGGGCCUCGCUCUGUGGGGCUGAGUAGGGGCAGUCUUUUACUUUAAAGAGGGCGGCCCUCUUAGGGGAACGUAAAGCAGCGGCAGGGAUGGGAUGACAUCCCGCCCCACCCGAUCGGUGGGCUUGCAUCAUCAUCAUCAUCGUCGUCACAUCUUUCCGCGACGUCGAUUGCUGUCAACUCAAGGCAGGAGCUGACACCCGCGGCGUCGAACAAUAUCAAAAAGUGCCAAAGUGUGACAUCGGUGGCGCCAAAAAGUGGCAAGCUUUGGCGUCAGAGUCUCCAAAAAACAACAAAACGUGGCAAGCUUUGGCGCCGGAGCUACCAAAAGCCGGGAAGGCUUCUUGACAUCGUCACGGCCAAAAAACGGCAAAAAGUGGAAAGCUAGCCUUGGCGCCUGUUUUGCCAAAAAAUGGCUAACACUGGCAAGCUUUGGCGUCUGCGUUUCCAAAGCGUGCAACCUUUUAGCAUUUUUUGGCGUUUUUUGACAUAUUUCGAAGCGCUUAGCACCUCGUGGAGGCCCCGGGAGUGACCACUGCAACGCUCUGCCUGUCAAGUUCGAUAGGCGACUGCGCUGCGUGGUAAUAUUAGACACUAAGACUGAGGGCUUCGGCUUCGCUGCUCUUUGUUGCCUUGAGUUGGGGGCAGCUUCUACUCUGAAGACUGUCACUCAGGUUGGCAGCUACAGCGCAGCGCAGUCUUCAAGAAGUAUGGAGCCAACCUGGGCUGCAUGUUUUUUGAAUUGUCUUGGAUGAAUUAAAUUGCUGCGGGGCGAACUUGUUCGUGCUGCGGUGUUUAUUUCUCCGUGGAAAGGGAAUGGGGAUGGCAAAUAGGCUGCGUUGCGACUGAAAGGGAGCAGCGCGCACCUUUGAAAAUGAAAGUGAGAGACUAACCCCUUUGAAAAAAUUUAAAAACUGCGUUCGCCCGGUUUAAAGCAGCCCGCAAGCUCGAGACUGUAAGCCAUCGAUAUAGAGGGAAAAAGUAAGAGCUCGCUGAGAGAAAGGCAAGGGCGCCCCCUCGAAGAAGUAAGAAAGUAGGGCUUUCUGUUCUUAGUUUGGAUUGGUACGUCGGACCGGGGUCGAUCGUUCGAAGAUCGAAACUCUUUAGCGCGCAAGCGUUAGAGUCUAGGGCAGCACACACUACCAGCGUUCUAGCGUUGCGCUGUCUGUUAAGUUAUCAGCUCAGAGCAAGUCUCUUUUUGUAGGGAGACUGGCGGCGCAGGGGUCUGGCAGCCCCCCCAUGGGAUGGUGGAGCGGGCGCCGACGGCUGCUGGUCAUAGCUGAUAGAAAGACACCGGCAGGGAGAAUGGGGCUGAAGGUUAGGCCAUGGGAUGGCCCUCAAGGCCAACGAAGGGCCGAGCACUAUGCCUGCCAGGGGAGGAAGGCGGGCCGACCGAGACAACGCGGGGGCUGAAAUAUGGAGGAAAUUCAUGGAACGACUGAGGGCGCCAUGUGGAUAAAGACCGGGGAAGGAGUCGCACAACAUGGAGGACCCCAGCGACAUCGCAGAGACUACGCGGGGCCCUGUGAAGCUAGAAGCGAGAGGAGCUGAGGGCGCAGAAGUAGGCGGAGCGGCUGGGCAUGAGGGCGCGCGCUAGGAUCUGGCCACGCGGUGCCUGCGUCUGUUGGAGACCGCCGCGUCGGUGCGAAAGAUGGCCGCGAGAUCUUCGCGAAAAGUUGCCCGGGUUGGUCUUCGUUGCCUCGGUCUUUCCGAGUAUGGAAAAGGCGGCGGCGCGGCCUCGGGUGCUUUGUCUUUGUGUUGUGUUCCUCUGUUGUUGACAGCCCCGGCGCCAAGUGAGUGCGGGCCGCCCGCUCGUCAUUGGCGUCGGCGCUGCUUGGAAUACAGCCGCGGCACGCCUGUGCAAGCUCCUCGAGGUGUAGAGGACCCGCGCGGAGGACGGGGGAAACGCAGGCGGGGAAGCAGUGGCAAAGCGGGGCGGCGUUGGCCAUCUUUCUGCGCUUGAACGCCUGGGGUGGCUCUCAGUUUUUUUUUUCUAUAUGAAAAAUGCAAACCUUGGCGAAAAGUUUGCGAAAUCUUUCAAAAGAGUCUUUGGCUUGCGGAGUCUUUCCGAAAAGAUUAGCGCAAGCAUGAAGUUCUAACAUUUUCAAAACUUUUAAACUUUCCGCAAACAUUCCGCGAAGAUUUUGGCGCGUUCGUCUUCCGUGUUUUUUUGAUGAAGACACGGGAGUGGAUCGCCGAGGACAAACUCGCAACAGCUUGCAACGAAACCGCAUAAGGCUCCGCGCUUGUUGUCUGUGGUUUUUGUGGUUUCUCUGUUCUUCUCUCCAGGCUUGGGAGGCCUCUGGCGUUGUGCAUUCGUUUGGGAAUUUGGCGCGAGGCUGAGCCGCAGACUGGUUCGCCGGCUUGUGGUGCUCUCGGCGCAGUGGUUGGCCUGUCCGUGUGUGGGCUGUGUCGGUUUCGUUUUCGGAGCUCCUUUUGGCUUCGUUUUAGUCAAUGAGACAAGGACAAGGGCCGCGCGCGUGAGCCUCGGCAGCUUUUCGCCAGGAUUUUCCGCCACCGGUGAUUGUCGGGCGCGGUGGUCUCCGGCGUCUGCAGUCCAUCCUCAGGGAGGAACUCCGGGACGCGGUGACGAGGGUACUACACAACACCAGAAGAGGAGAGAGAGGGCCGACAGGGCUGGAGUCCGUGCAAAUAUUUUGGCCAGGAGGGAGGGCUCCAAAGGUCCCAGGGAGUUCGUCGCGCACUGGGUGAGGACAGCGAAGAACUUGGGAGAGGAAGGUCGCGAAAGCUGUGGGCACCGGGCUGCGACAGAACAUACGGAGAGGGGGUGAGAGUGGAAAAAGGGAAGGGAGUCCAUGACGGACGCAGACGACCCGGCAAGGCUUUCGCACUCCCGCGCGAUCUGCUUGGAAGGGGCAGGGCUGAGCCUCGCAGGAGUCAGGGAAGAAGCGCGGAGGGCGCUGAGGGCGAAACGGUGGCCCAGUUAGUUUCGGGGGUGGGAUACUGAUCCAGGACAAGCAAGGAGCGGCGGAGCCCUUGAAGCUCGUGGAAGAGAGACUGGGGACGCCGUGACCAUGAACAGGCGGGGGAAACUAGAGGCCAGGGCGGUUGACGAUCGUGCCCCUGGAGUGUGAAAAAGUGUCAGGGGGCGGAGUUGGGGGCACGCCGCUGCGGUAUGUGUCAGGAGGGGGCAUGGGAGUAGCCAAGCACGCCAGAAGCGGCUGGAGCAGGCCAAAAACAAAGGCCAGAAACAGAAGACGAGAAAAGACGCGAGGCACACCACAGGGCGAAGCGGAUGCGCUGGGGCCUGGUGGUGGAGGUAAAGGAACGGGCGCGGCUGGCUGUCGGAAGGCCUGGCUGUGUGGUGUGAAAGAUUGAGAGAGCGGGGAGGAGUCUGGGCCAUGCCACCCACUGCAAGGAAGUAGGAGGAAGAGAAGGAGAAGGAAAACGCGGGAGAAAAGAAGCAGGAGGGGGGGGCAAAGCGUGAAGGAAAAGACGCAGAAAAGAAGAGCAGGGGGGCAGGGAGUGGAAGGGUGCACCGCGCAAAGCGCACACGGGUGAAGAAGCUGGGGAGGAGAGAAGAAAUGGAAGGACAGGAUCGGCGGGGGAACCGCCUGAAGAACCCAGGGAAGGAAAGGAGGAGGAGAAGCUCCCCAAAACGGAAGAAGCAAGCAAGGAAAAGGGAAGAAUGAAAAGACCGGCGCGGGAGCCGCUCCAGGGCCUCAGGAGUGGAAAGAAAGGGAAGAAGGCGCAAAGAGGGCAGAAGAGAGACGAGGACAGCGCGCUGAAGGAGGACAAGAAGGGGGCAAGAGCGGCGGCAAAAGGCCCCAGAGCAGCGAGAAAGAGACAGCAACAACGACAGGAGACGAAACCAAAAGGGAAGGAGGACGCCAAGGAAGUGAAAGAGGAGGGAGAGAAGGGCGGAGAGCCGGGCAAGGGGGUGGCGAGACGAAACGAGGCUGAAAAGACCAAGGAGGGAACCGGACAGCAGAAAAAGGCGCCGGCCGAAAUGGCGGGGCCGCGCGCUCUCUCAAGGGGGGGCCCCCGAUGGCGGGGGAAACAGUGCCGGAGGUCUUUUUUUUUGCGUUAGGACUAUAUGCCACCGCCCUUUCAGACAGUCAAUUAACGUGCCCAACUAUUGCCAUCCAAAUUACAUACUGGGGGCGCGAGGGCAAGGGGAGAGCGCUGCGCAAAGGCUUCCCUCGCCUACUUGGGGGUCCCCCGGAGAGGUGGCGGGCGUUGGUUGGCUUGGCCUGGCUUGUCUCUGCGGGGCCUGGGGAUGGGCAUAAAGGUAGCAAGCAACUGGCAGUACUCAGAGUGAUCUAAUUGCCAGGACCUGUUUUGCAAAAAGCUGCCGCAUUCGAUCAAGGUGGACGACGACGACGACGGAAAAAAGGCCGCAAAGGAAGCCAAGAACGGCUCCGAAUGCGCGGCCGCAGCUGAUUUCGUGGAAGAAUGGGGGCGCAACGUCGCUAAGCAGGGAUCCCGGUCCAUCGACUUGACGACCCCUUUUUGCAAGCAGUUGAGCAAGGUUAUCGAUGUGGGCACGCAUACGGCGCUCUGCAUGGACGCGAUGCACACAGUGAGCAACUCAGCCCUUCUUACGACGUUAGCCAGCCAAGGAGGCACUGCGACUGGCGCGGCAAAGGAGCAGGGGCCACAUCAAAAUGUGCUAGCGUCGACUUGGGAGAGCAUUCGCUUGCUGGAGCGGAGGAAGCUUUUCCAUCGAGACAUCAAGGCAGCGAACUUUCUCUCUGUCUCGCAAGCUCAUGACCAGCAACGCGUGAUGUGGAUGGCCAGCGACUUUGGCUUUGCGUGCAGUUACAGCGAACAGGUGACGAGCGUGGCGAAGUGCAAGGACCACGAUGAAUCUGGCACGCUUGGCUACCUGUCGCCAGACCAUCUUACAGGGGGUCAGCUGGUGCAGCCUGCAGCUCGUGCUGCAAGAGGAGACUCCUUCAGCUGGUCCGUCAUGAUCGUCGAUGGCGCCAGGGCGCAGUGCGGUGACCCAAGUGAGAUGAAGGAGCCUACGGGCUUUUCAGAGAUGCUGGGAUUCAAGGCGGAGGUCAAUUAUGGUGUCCCACUUCGAUUUUCAUCACAGGACAGACGUUCGGCUAUCAGUUGAGAUAUGCCAUCCUGCUCACGGGAUGACAUACGAGCUGGCAAGUGAAAACUUCCAAGUAGGUGAUGCCCUCUCUAAAUCUAGCACGCAGAGGAGUCCGUGGUUGAUUACGUCAGAGGGAAGCAUACGAUAUGCCCAAAGAGCUCUAUCUUGGUUAUGAAGUGACAGACUUUUUGGCUCGGACCUUUUCAAGUAUUACUCUCUCACCGAUAGAGGACGCUGCGCCCAAGUAGAAGUUGCUUAGUAAAUUUUGUUCACCAAACAGCGAAAGCUCGCAUAAGAGCACGAUUAACAUUUAAGUAUCGUCUUUUUAUAAUAUGAAUUCAUUUAUUUGGCUCAAGGAAGCGCUCGAUUGUAUAAGAUUAGUGCUAAGUUGAGGAUCUAAUAAAGAUUGACUAAUCCACUAUCGUCUAGGAAAACUGCAUUAGAGUAUUUAUAUUAUAAAUCAUAGUAUAUGUCGACGCUGUAGUUGUACUACAUGAUGAUGCUCUCACGUUGUUGCAGAUGUCUCAGGAGAAAGUACAGUCCGCUGCCGAUGCCGGGGAGCUUUUGCUGAAAUUAUGACGCAUGUGCCCCUCGUAGUAAGUAGAUGCUAUCGUAUCCGUAACCGUAUCCUCACAAAGACUUACCCAGUCCUCGCUUACUUAAAAGCGUUGCCUUUGGUAUUGAUUUGGGUGCAAGUCGCGUAUGAAUAUGAAAGUAAAUUCAAGCUGACCUCACCCAAACCCUAAGAAAGUACAAUACGUAUCUACUAUUUUUAAGUAGAACUAGUACUCCAUCUCCAACUGACCCUCGUAUUCAUUGCCAUGGAUCGCCGGAAACGAGAAAGGAGCAAAUAAAAGGGACGCUCACACUCGCUGUCAAGCCGUUCUCGUGUCUCUGCAGAGUACGAUGCUGAUGCCCCUGGAGCGUCCUGGCAGCCAUGCUGAUUUGGAUAAACCAAGAGAGAAGCCGGAAGCGGAACCACCAGGACCAGCAGUGAAGCCUCAGCGCCGCAGUUUGAGUUCGGUGGCUGGCGUUCUGAGGGGUUUUUUUCGGCUUGGGGACGCUAGGACUGAAAUUCACGCCCUUAAGCGUUUCUUAUAUAGUUCCCGGCAGGUUUCCGCUGUGCAAAUCGUGGGGGUUUUGCAUGGUUCUCAUGCGGUUGCACGUUUGUCAAAUGUGCUGCAAUGAUCUCCAUGACCUUCACGCCCUUAAUGGUCUUCGUACUCAUAACAGUAUCGGGGUCAUCGUCGUCGUUCUCUUACUUCUAACAUUGGCGGAACAGGGGAACACGAACGGGGUCAGGGUCUACGUCCGAGUGAGGUGCGUCCCUCGUUACCCCCGAAGCGUCGUGGACCAGUGCGGGCGAUAGACCUGAUGGCCAGCGCGCUUUUAGGUGACCCAUGGAUCGAAUACGAGUCGACCCUGGAAAAGAACUACAAGUGGAGGGCCUAUCAAGAUAGAGCAGGUCAUACCCCGGAGAGUUUUGAUGAAAUUCGCAGGGAUGAUUGCAAGGACGGAGAGUUGUAAGCAAAGUUUUCGGGAUCAUUUGUUUAUUUCCAUCACACCUGUGGUGGUGGGUACUAGACGUCUGCUUCUGAUGGAUAGAAGACGAAGUCACUUUUUGAAGAAAGGACGACGAUGAUCAAACUCACGCUUCUAAGGCUACAAUAUCUACCAGAUGAUAAAAACAAGGCAUUCCUUCCAGCAAUGAAAGAAUAUUAGGAACAAACACACUUGAUUCUGAAUGGUUGGGAAAUUAUGCGGAAACUAGGAAUAGUCGUGAUGCAAAGAAACAAGACGAUGAAGCUGAGAACAGUCUACUAUACUAAAUCUAAACUGGUGUUGUAUUUGCAAAUUAUCAAACUAUCAAAGUUGUUGAAAUUCAUGAUGGUGAAUUCGAUGAUACUAACACAGGAAAGUAGGGCUUAGGCAGACAAGAUACAUCAAACUAUUGUAUUGGCAAAUCAAAGUAUGAAAGUAGUUGUAGAAAUUCAUGAUCUCGAUGAAAACACAGGAGGAAAACGGAAGAAAUGCAACUACCCAUUUAGAUUUAAUAUCUCAACAAAAAUUAUUGUGCAGUAAAUGAUGGGUCCGAAAGACUAUUAUAUAUAGAAGAGAUAGAAUAUCACAUGAUCGCGAUUUCGAUGAAAAUACAGGAAAAUGGAAGAAGUACUAUUGAUUUAAUACCUCAAUCUUUGCACAGUGAAUGUUGAGUACGAAAAAUUGGAAAAGAAUUAAGACAAUAGAUAUGAAGUUGAACAAGAUGAAAAAUAUACACAGCACGAAUCAGGAGAAGUAUAAAGAAACUCGUCCUACUUUCUUACUCACGAAAAAAACUAAAGAAAGCAAGUAGAAGUAUAGAUGGACUGUCCCUGUCGCAACAGCAUCCCUUACAUUUGUUUUUGAGAAAAAGUUCCAACGAUGAAAACGAGUAGUUGAUGUAUUCUAUAGAUGAUGAAGAGCAAUAAGAUUAUGAAACCUAGCGCUGUCGAACUCGAAGGUUCUUCUACCAAGCACUAACUGAUACUGCUGCAGCAUGCGUAAAGCAUUAAUGUUUGUUAAUUCGGAUUUUUCUUGCGAAGUUAGUAGUACGAGUAGGAGUACGGCAACGGCAUGUAGUUGUGUUCAACUUCUUUGCACUCCACUCUGUCUACUAUGCUUUUUCUUGACGAGAGAAAAGGGAGAAUGGGUGACAGAGAUAGAUGGAGAGAUACAGAGUCAGGCGGGAGGCAUUACGACCUGACAAGCGAGACAGACGGAAAGAGCGUGAAGAGCGAUUUAGUUUUAG